Molecule: messenger RNA, 654 nt
Organism: Fragaria vesca subsp. vesca
Lineage: Eukaryota; Viridiplantae; Streptophyta; Magnoliopsida; Rosales; Rosaceae
Product: transcription factor MYB113-like
Exons: 3
Coding region: 1-654 (217 amino acids)
Source: RefSeq, a predicted model, not a curated record
AUGGAGGUGAGAAAAGGUUCAUGGACCAAAGAGGAAGAUCAUCUUCUGAGGAACUACAUUGAGAAACAUGGUGAGGGAAGAUGGCACAAGGUUCCUCUUCAAGCAGGCUUAAACAGAUGCAGAAAGAGCUGCCGGAUGAGGUGGUUGAAUUAUUUGAAGCCAAACAUCAAGAGAGGAGACUUUGAAGAGGAUGAAGUCGAUCUAAUGAUCAGGCUUCGGAAGCUUUUGGGAAACAGGUGGUCUUUGAUUGCUGGACGGCUUCCCGGAAGAACAUCAAACGAUGUGAAAAACUAUUGGAGUGCUCGACGAAGAAAAAACAUAAACUUCGGCAUCACGAAUCAUAAUUAUAAGCCUCCAGAAAUAACAAAGACUACAGUAAUAAGACCUCGACCACGAACCUUCACCAAAAGUUUACAUUAUUUGAAUGCUAAAGUUACAACUUCAAAUCCUAUUGAAUUAGGAAAUAGUUCAUCGUCAACAUCACCACCUAUGGAGAAUGGAAUUGAUGACUGGAAAACUCUACUACAUGAAGAUGUCCUGACAAACUUUUGGGUUGAGGAUACAGCCUCAAUGUCAAGUAUAGGUGUCAAUUCUACUGAGAAAGGUUUUGAAAUGGACCUGUGGCAGUUUUUACAAGAAGAAACAAGGCAAUAA